CUUGAACUGCUGCGUGGUCCUGCUCGUCGCACAACACCUCUUCUCGUGUCACAACACAUCACAACACAACACGAUACAGCAACCUCCUCCAAGCCCGCAGCACGUCACUGGCACCCCAGCACACCAGCACGAUGAGCGUGAUUGCUGUUCAUCAUCCAGCGAUGGAUGAGCACGAUCCACCGCAUGCGCCACGCAUGAGCGAGAUCCGGCUGCGCGGUGAAGCCAUUCGCACCAUGCUGCAAGAGAACACGGACGUCUUCGCGCUGCGGGAGGCCAAGGACUUGGGCGAGAAGGUGAUCCUGCGCACACACUCACAAGACCUGUACGACGUGCUGCGUGUCGCAUACGACCGCUUCCAGCGGCAAACGCAGACCACGGACGAGCCCCUCAUCGUGGACACAUUUGCUGUGGGGCGCAUGCGCACGGAAGGGCUCAAGCACGUGAGGGAGAUCCUCGAGAACGAGGACGCCGACAUCGCCCAUGCACUGGGCAUGUUCGUGUCGGACGCCACAUCGCCAAUGACCAAGGGCACCUUCAAGGCGGCGUACUGGGCUGCUCAGUGUGCGGCACAUGCCGUUGAGGUCGUGCUUGAGGAGGCGCAGCACCGUAUCGCCUAUGCCCUGUGCCGUCCACCUGGUCACCAUGCCAGCCGCGACAUUGCUGGUGGCUUCUGCUUUUUCAACAACGUGGCCGUGGCUGCCGAGCAAGCUCUGGCCAAGGGCAAGCGCCCAGCGAUCCUUGAUGUCGACUUCCAUCACGGCAAUGGCACACAGGACAUCUUCUAUGCCCGCAGCGAUGUGCUGUUUGUUUCCCUGCAUUGUGAUCCUCGCUUUGAGUACCCCUUCUGGGCUGGUUUCAGCACGGAGCACGGCGAAGGUGAAGGCGAGGGUUACAACCUGAAUGUGCCGCUUCCGCCUGGCACGACCGGUGAAGAGUUUAAUGGCGAGCUCGAGAAGCAGGCCCUGCCGCGCAUCGCAGAGUUUAAGCCAGAUGUGCUGCUCAUCUCUCUCGGCACAGACACCGCCCGCGCAGACCCAGAGGGCCAGUUCCUGCUGGACACGGCCGACUUCCACCAGAUGGGAGCCAAGAUCAGCGCUGCCUUUGCCACCACCCCGAUUGUUGUCGUGCAGGAGGGUGGCUACUCGGUUGCGGGCGAGAACAACGUGCUCUCAGUCAAUGUGAAGGCCUUCAUGUAUGGUCUCCAAGGCAUCGCCCUGGCUUGAAGCGAUGCGUGGAUGUGAGGUGGAUGAUCCACACUGCCCACGACAUUGUGGUUACACGAGACGCGCCCGUGUGUUGUGUCCCAAGAUGCUUUCGUCUCAAUAGGGGGCGGGCAGGCACUCUGUUACUUGCUUGUUGCAUGUGUUCUGUUUGGAUGGGUGUGCGUGGUUUGUGUCGUGUCAGUGGAUCAUUGGAGGAUGGCAGCAACAACAGCCACAUAAAACCUCAACGCCGCAA
Molecule: messenger RNA, 1458 nt
Organism: Salpingoeca rosetta
Lineage: Eukaryota; Choanoflagellata; Craspedida; Salpingoecidae
Product: histone deacetylase superfamily protein
Exons: 4
Coding region: 132-1223 (363 amino acids)
Source: RefSeq, a predicted model, not a curated record